AUGUCCAUCGAACUCGAUCCCCCCGAGCUUGGCUUCAAGCGACCUUUCAACCACGAAGUAUGCCAGAUCCUUCGCCUGCGCAACCCUGGCCAGGAGCCUUUGGUCUUUAAAGUCAAGACCACUGCUCCCAAACACUACUGCGUUCGCCCCAACUCCGGCCGUAUCGAGCCCGGCAAGCAAGUUGAUGUCCAAGUCCUGCUGCAGGCCAUGAAGGAGGAGCCUGCUACUGACGCGAAGUGCAAGGACAAGUUCCUAGUCCAGUCUGUUGCGGUCACCGGUGGUGAUAUGGAAUAUUCGAAUGUUACCUCCAUCUUUGAGAAGGCGUCCAAGUCUGCAGUCAUUGAGCGCAAGAUUCGUGUGAACUGGCUUCCCGCUGAUUCGGAUGCCUCCCCGCAACAGAACCCCUCAACUGACGGCGCCUUGGAGGAGGAACCCCCUGCGUACACUUCUCCCGGUGGAAACUACGAGACCCCAGCUGUCGGUCUUGCGAAGAAGACCCCCGUCGAGCAACCAUCCCCCAUCCCCGCCCCCGAUUUCACCGAGAAGUCCAUCAAAGUCGAGUCCCCCCAGCACAGCGAGUCCAGCUCCUCCUUUGCAAACACCAAGGCCGCCGUGGUCAAUACUAUCCCAUCCGGCGACGACGUGGCGGCCCAGCUUGCCGAGGCCAAUGCGCAGAUCCAACGGCUCAAGGACCGAAUUGCAGAUCAGGGCUUGCGGCAGCGCAAGACUGGCGGCGAGGCGCCGGCCGCCCCUGCGACAAUCCAGCAAUCACACACACAGACCGAGUCUGGAGUCUCUGUUCAAACUGUCGCCGGGCUGUGCCUACUCAGCUUCUUAAUUGCCUACUUCUUCUUUUAG
Messenger RNA from Penicillium subrubescens, 858 nucleotides. RefSeq lists its product as uncharacterized. Bases 1 to 858 code for a protein of 285 amino acids. Gene Ontology annotation, cellular component: endoplasmic reticulum membrane; plasma membrane. Gene Ontology annotation, biological process: endoplasmic reticulum membrane organization. Gene Ontology annotation, molecular function: FFAT motif binding. The transcript has 7 exons. The record is from RefSeq and is a predicted model, not a curated record. Lineage: Eukaryota; Fungi; Ascomycota; Eurotiomycetes; Eurotiales; Aspergillaceae.